This is a messenger RNA of Fomitopsis serialis, 1090 nucleotides long. RefSeq lists its product as uncharacterized. The transcript has 3 exons. Lineage: Eukaryota; Fungi; Basidiomycota; Agaricomycetes; Polyporales; Fomitopsidaceae. The record is from RefSeq and is a predicted model, not a curated record. The coding region runs from base 117 to 938 and encodes 273 amino acids.
AUGACGCUUUCUUUCCCUCUUUCAUGCGUACCCAUACGACUGCCUGACUCGCUUCUUUCGUGUUCAACAGGUUCGGCAACUAGUUUUGUCUCAGUCGUCUUUUGGGACCGGUCGUCAUGGUGGUCGACGAGGUGGACAAGACUCUGCAUACGAGACAUUGUGAGCCAUCCUUCAAGUUUAUGUGUCGAUUCAAGUACUCUUUUGACUGGAGCGUACUAGUCCAUCCUACGACAGGCACAAGUUUGAAUAGCAUUGCUCCAACAACAACUGGCACGGACACUGGGACAACAGCGGCGACGGCGACGUCCCAAACAACUUCAUCCGAUAAUGGCUCAUCUGCAUCCAUGGACAAUACUGCAACAGAUACACUUUCGUCUGACAGUACCGACUCUGCUACACCCUCUCCCACCUCCGUCCAACCCUCCUUAUCCACCCUCCCAUCAUCCACCCCAUCUUCGUCUUCAUCCUCAGCUGUCUCUCCCACUAGCGCGGCUGAUAUUAGCACCUCACGGCACACCAACACUGGCGCCAUCGCAGGCGGAAUCAUCGGCGGUCUGGUCGGCCUUCUCCUUCUCCUCGGCCUCCUCCUCUGGGUCCUCCGCACGCGGCGUCGGCGGAAGAUCGCGCCCUCCUCCGAGUUCCUGGCCCGCUCCGCGGCAGCUCGAACCGCCAUGUUCUCCCAGACGCGUAUGGAUACACACGACGAUGCGGACGCGCCGCCGCCGUUCGCACGCGGGACAUUCAUCGAUCCAAUCGCGGAGAAGGUGCGCGAGGCGGAGGGGCAUCGGUCCCUGUGGCGCGGGCCCAACGAGGGGCCCGAGUUCGGGCACUGGCACUAUGGUCCACGUCAGGACGCGGAGGAUUUAGAAGGCGUGCUUGCAAGCUCCCCAGCGACGGAGAGGUUCGAGAGGUCGGAGAAGAGUUUCUUGAUAUUGUGAGCCUCAGGCUCAGUGUAUCUAAGGACGUUUGACGCGCCAGUGCGCCCAGCCUGCUCUUGUACUACUACGUGUUGUGCGGCUCUUGCGCACAUGUUCAAACCCACAAUCGGACAUUGGUGAUGAUGGAGGAUGUGUAUUCGGAGGGUAGAGGU